CGUGCGAUGCAGACGACAUCUUGAGAGACGACCAAAACGUUUUUAUUUGUGGUAUUUGCAGCAGUUUAGCGAAACAGUUGGGGUAAAUGUAUCAGUCUCUCAUUACUUUCCAAUUGACUGUGUCCUCUGCUUGAUUUUUGUUGUUCGGUCCAUUCGGUCGGCAACAUGACAGUCGGCACACGCAGAAUGACUGCUGUGGCUUCGGCACUCCACAUGGCCAUUACUUUGUUGUGGCUGAGUGGUUUUGUCCAGUCACAAGUGUACCAGGACUGCCCUCAAACAGCGAACACUGGCGAGGAAGCGGACCGAGCCGCAGUCCUGGCCACCAGCACUCGGUUCUUGCGAAACCUUGAACAAUUCCAGAACAAGCAAGCCGAGAUAGUGUUCGUACUGGACGGCUCGGGCAGCAUAGGAGCGGGUUACUUCGGCUGCGAAGUGCAGUUCGUCAGGCACUUCUCCAAGCUAUUUAGCGUGUCAGAAGAAAACUCCCGCAUUGCCGUUGUCACUUACUCCAACUGCGAGCAAAUCUACACGGAUGUUGACUACAUCACGAAUCCCGUGGGGAAGAAUAAAUGCACCUUUCUGGGCAAUGACCUGCCCGCAAAUGUAAUUUUCAGGUCCGGUGGUACGUGCACUGAUAAAGGCCUGGGACGUGCACAAGAAAUCCUUGCCCAGUCGCGGAGUUCAGCAGCAAGGAUUGUUUUCCUCUUGACCGACGGACAGUCGAAUGACGCUGCAGCUACACUCCUUGCUGCCCAAGCCUUGAAAGACAGAGGUAUCAAAAUCUUCACUGUCGGUCUAGGCACUGGCAUCAGUGAAGUCGAGUUGGAUGGGGUCGCCUCCACCCCAACAAAUGACUACAGGUACCUCCUUGAUCAACUGACUGAUGUCGAAAGCCUCGCUAAUAAAUUGAAAGGAGAUGAAAGGGACAUGAAGUCGUGGGAUCGCAAUGUAAGCCCCAACCUAUGUGACACGGUGUGCUCCCAGGGGCAUAGUUGCUGUGAUGCACGGGCUACCUGCUCGUGUGCAACACAAACCGGAAGCUAUGGAUGUGCCUGUCAACAGGGAUACAAAGGAGAUGGUAAAGUUGGAGAAUGCGACGCUUGCCCAAGAGGUACUUACAAAGAAGUUUAUGGCAACCAAGAUUGUACCUCGUGUCCGGAUUUAUCCACCACGCCAGGAGAGGGCAGUGUUUCACUGGAUGCCUGCGAGUGCCUGCCUGGUCAUGAAGGCACCCCUAAGAAGAACAGCUCUUGCACACCUAUAAAAUGUGACCAACUGACCUUUGGCGAGGCGUCUGGUGUCCAGGUCGUCCCGCCCAACUGCGGCAAUCACUUUGGUGUGGAGUGCGGACUGCAGUGUAAACAGAACUAUCGAGCUCAACAUGGUACGUCAGCAGAUGUCCAGUGUCUGGCCACAGGACUGUGGUCUGCGGAACCUCUCAGAUGCACACCUAUUGAAUGCGAGGAAUUACCACAGCCAAGCAACGGGCAACUGUCGUGUGACACAGCGGAAAGGAGCAUCGGAACGGUGUGUAACAUGGCAUGCAACGAGGGCUACGAGCUGAAAGGAAGCCUACAGACUCAAUGCGAGCUGAACGAUGCAGAGGAUGGUGGACAAUGGUCUAACACCAAUGGUAGAUGCAAUGCCAAGAAAUGUCCCAUCCUGCUCAUAGGUACCAACAUGAAGAUUCUCCCAGAAACCUGUGAGAAUACGGCAAUGGUGUACAACUCGCUCUGUUCCUACGAGUGUGACGAGGGAUUCCAAGUGCAAGGAGUAAAACUCAGGACGUGUCAAGCAGAUGGGCAGUGGUCAGAGUCAACAGAGGAGAGUCAAUGUGUUGAUAUCGAGCCUCCAGUAUUCACCACUUGCCCUGAUGACAUUUCCCUCCCGACCGAUCCUCACCAGAGCUUUGCAACAAACCCUGAAAACUGGGAUGAACCUGAAGCACAAGACAAUGAUGGAGAGCCAGACAUAGAGGCCUCACUGUCUGCUACCCAGGAGAGGUUCCCCCUUGAUGAAGAAACAGACAUCACCUACACGGCGCGUGACAAGGCUGGACUUGAAAGCACUUGUACUUUCAGCAUUACAGUCAGAGAUGAAGAGUCGCCACAAGUUAUCGACUGUAGCGAUGACAUUGAAGAACAAAGCAGCACUCGUUUAUCCCCAGUCGUCUGGGAUGAACCAGUCUUUAAGGACAACUCUGGGGAGGACUUAAUGGUCAUCACCAACCGCCAAUCUGGAUCAAAUUUCUCCUGGGGUUUGCCUGAGGAAGUUUGGUAUAACGCAAAAGACAAGGCGGGGAACAAUGUGAGCUGUGAGUUCACGGUAUCAGUCAAACAGUACAAGUGCCCUUUCUACCCAUCACCACAAAACGGUGCUCUGGUCUGCGAAACUUGGUUAGGGGGCCAGUUCUGUCGGGUCGCUUGCAACGACAACUUUGACUUCAACCGAGACCCGGAGGAAUUGUACUUUUGCAAAACACCUCCUGGGGGUGAUACAGGAGAGUGGGGACCUACUCCUACUAACUUCAACCCAAUCAACUUCAGAAUGCCUUGGCCAGAAUGUUCAGAAAAGAGAGAUCCCAGUGUUCAGGUUGGACUCGAGCUCAAUUUUUUCACAGGAGAUUGCCAGGCAAACGAACUUGAAAUCAAAGAGGACUUCAUACAAAAGUUAAAAGAUUUGGUACUGUUACCGGGACUCUGCAUAGAGAGCAUGGGUUGUACCGUAGAGAAUGUUGAAGUGUCUUGCAGUCAGGCGGACCCACUGGCUGGACGUCGUCGUCGAAGACGGCAAUCCAACAAUGUCUUGUCCAUUAAGUUCACUGUCAAGGUUGAUGCACCAGAGCAAGCAGUGGAUCAGAUGCAGCCACAGAACAACAACCAGUCCUCAACCACUUCUGACAGCCUCAACUCACUUAGCGUUAUUGGCAACUUCAUGGAAGCCAUGGACACUAUCAUAUCGGGCGGGCAGUUGAACAUUACCGCCGGGGAUGGGGCUCCUCUCACACCAACCGGUCCGCUCAAUGUUGUACGCCCAGUGCAGUUCCUAUGUGAACUUGGUGAAGUUCUACGGAAUAACUCUUGCAUUAUUUGCCCAUCUGGAACCUUUCAUGACGUUGAGGGCGGUAUUUGUCGCGACUGCAGUGUGGGUUAUUAUCAAGACAUGAAGGGUCAGCUUGAAUGCCAGCAGUGUCCACUAGGGACUUCCACUCGACGUACCACCACCACAUCGCUUAAAGAUUGCAAAGAGCGAUGUACGAAGGGGACUUAUUCCACUUCUGGUCUGAAGACAUGCAAGGCUUGUCCAAAGGGUUCUUACCAGCCAUCUACAGGGUCAACCUCUUGCCAAGCAUGCCCUUACGGACUGACAACCUGGACGGAAGGCGCUGUACAUGCUGAUGAAUGCUCAGGUGAAUGCCCGUUUGGAACCUACUCGAGUACCGGCUUCUCACCGUGUAAACCCUGCCCCAUGGGUACCUAUCAACCCAGUUUCGCCCAGACGUUAUGUAUCGAGUGCCCAGAUGGGUUGUAUACACACGGUCAAGGUGCACACGAUAUGGCUUACUGUCAAGUUAUCAAUGAAUGCGAGGAUGACACUUCCAAUGAAGGGCUGUGUGGGCUCGAUGGCCUGUGCUUGGAUCUACCCAAGGGGUACCAGUGCAUCUGUAAGCUCGGUUUCACCGGGCCAGACUGCCAGACCAACAUCAACGACUGCGACCACGACCUGUGCCUGAAUAACGGGACAUGCGUUGAUCUGGUUGGGGAGUACAGGUGCGAUUGCGCAUCCGGGUUUGCGGGUAUACACUGCCAAGAAGAUGUUAAUGAAUGCGAAUCAGAUCCGUGUUUGAAUCGCGCUGUGUGUAUCGACGGCAAAAACACAUACAGCUGCGAAUGUGCACCAGGUUUUACAGGAGAGUCAUGUGAGGUGAACUUCUUCGACUGUGCAUCGGACCCUUGUUUGAAUGAUGGAACAUGCGUCGAUCUAGCCCAGAACUUCACAUGCUGUUGCCGCCCGGGCUAUAGAGGGCGUCUGUGCGAGACUCUUGUGGACCAUUGUGACUCGUCUCCGUGUAUGAAUAAUGCAACUUGCAGAGGAACUUUCAACUCCGUCAAUUGUACCUGCCAACAAGGUUUCACUGGAAACAAAUGUGAAGUAGACAUCAAUGAGUGUCUAACAGAACAGGUGAUGUGCCGUAAUGGCGGAACUUGUCAAGAUCUCAUCAAUGGUUUCAAGUGCAAAUGCUACCCUGGCUACUCUGGAACUUUCUGUGAAUCAGUGCUUCUAGGAGACUUUGAUCUCACCUUCCCGGGGGCCAGCACCUCAAACUACGUUAUGUUAAAGGGUACCAUGCCGAGGUUGUACGCCUUCACCGUCACAUUCUGGAUGCAGACCUCAGACAAGUCCAGCGCGGGUACGCCACUCUCGUACGCUGCGUACAACGCUGACGGCACGCUGCAGGACAAUGCUCUGACACUCAGUGACUACAACAGCCUCGCUAUUAUUCUCAACGGGAAGUUCAUUUACACAGAUGUGAAGCUGAACAGCGAUGCAAACUGGCAUCAUGUUGGUGUAACCUGGGCAGGAAUGGACGGCCAGUGGGCAGUCUACGUAGAUGGGGUGGUCAAACGAUCUGGCAGUGACUUCCAGACUGGGUCACACAUACGAGCCUCUGGGGCCUUGAUCCUGGGACAAGAACAAGACAGCUACGCUGGGUCUUUCGCUCAGACGCAGGCAUUUGUGGGCGGCUUAACUCAGUUGAAUAUUUGGGACUAUGCCAUGACUCAAGAGGAGAUUCAGCGUGUGUAUGCGUCAUGCACUGUGCCGGGUAACGUCUUGACUUGGUCUCAAGUAGCGUCUAACGUCCAUGGUGGAAUCUAUAUAUCACCAACCUCCAGUCUAUGCCAAGCCAAAACUAACUGUCUGUCAACGACGUGUAACUACAACGGAGUCUGCACAGAUCUGGUUGACUCCUUUGAAUGUCACUGUAAUUUGGGCUACUCUGGGACAGGCUGUGAGCAGAUGGCUACUGCUUGCUCCUCAGGGAUGUGUCUUAAUGGUGGCAGUUGCCAUAGUAACGGGUCAUCGCUGAAUUGCUCUUGUGCCACUGGAUAUACAGGAGAGCGCUGUGAGUUUAUGUCCAAUCCCUGUCACUCCAUGGUGUGUUUGAAUGGGGGCAUCUGUGAGAGUGUUGAACAUCAACCAAAAUGCAACUGCCCUGCUGGACUAAAGGGUCGAUCCUGCGAAUAUGACAUCGAUGAAUGUGAUGGUAAUAACGGAGGCUGUGCACAUGAAUGUACCAAUACACUAGGUUCCUACUUCUGUCAAUGCUCUGAUGGAUACGCAUUACAGUCAGACAGUCACUCUUGCACUGAUGUUUCAUAUUGCACUCAUGAAGGAAGAUUUCAUUUGGCAGAUGACAUGUGGAAUUUUGAAUGCUCCAUGUGCCACUGUGAGCAGGGAAUGGCCGUCUGCGAAGUCAUGGAGUGUCCAGAAUUGAAGUGCAAAGAGAAUGAGCAGAGGUUCGAGGCCCCUGGGGCUUGCUGUCCAGAGUGUUUACCAGAAUCCAAGACGUGCUCUGUGUCCACCCGUGGGAAGUAUCUAACUUACGACGGCAACAAAUUCGACAACACAGGAAACUGCCGCUACGUCUUAAGUCAAGACUGCGUCGGCAGCCAGUUCAGCAUUGAGGUUCAAUAUGAGGCCAACAAGAAGAAGUUCUAUCGGCGUGCCGUGUUCUUACGGCUUGACUGUAUCGAAGUGGAAGUUAACUACGAUGGGAUGGUUAAGGUUACUGGUGUUCCUGUUGAGCUGCCGUACACUCACGCCGCUCCAAUGAACGUUCUGAUCACCCGAACAAACACAUCCUUAGAUGAGGACGGCAUCACCAUUACCACCAACCGUGGCGUCAUCAUCCGCUGGUCUAAAAAGAAUGACAUAGAAGUGUCCGCACCGAAAACCUUCGCGGGGGCACUUUGCGGCCUCUGCGGUAACAUGAACGGGAACCGCAAAGACGACCGUACAACGAGACAGUUUCUCCCGAGUCGGUCGGCCAUGGAGUUUGCUCACAGCUGGAAGGUGGACGGCUACAAACACUGCUCCGUGGCCAAGAUCCGUGGCAAGACUCGGCAGAAGUUCGGCUCCAUCUCGAUCAACAACAUUCCGGUCUGUGCCGGGAAGAGUUUCUUCGUUCUGAAGGACAUCAGGAAGAAAUGCAGUCUGCUCCGCCAGAGAUCUUUUCAGAUGUGUCACUCUGUGGUGGAUCCCAACCGCUAUUUUGAAUGGUGUAUGCAGGAUGCAUGUAGCUGUCACAGCAACGAGCCAUGCUACUGUGAAGCCGUAUCAGCGUACAUCCUAGAGUGUCAACGAAACAAUGUGGCUAUCAAAUGGUCUGAAGACAGUGCUUGUAAUAUCCGCUGUCCCCAAGGCAUGAUCUAUGACAAUUGUGGGCCAGCCUGCCUGGCGACGUGUCUCAACCCAAUAGUGGAUACCGCAGAGUGCCUGACAACAGCCUGUGUGCCCCGAUGCCAGUGUCCAGCAGGCACCGUCUUUCAUGAGAACUCUUGUGUCCUUCGUAAAUAUUGUCCGGUAAUCACAUCCAAUGAUGAAUGAUAAAAUGUGUAAAAUGUGUUGCGCCACUUCCAAGCUCUUAAAUGGUGCAAGAAAAUGUCGGGACACAGUAACACCAAGUGAGAAUACUGGUCUUUGACAAUUUACCAAAGGUAUGCAGUACCUUUAAGGGCGUGCAAAUCAGACAGUAAAAAGGGUCAACAUAAAGGUCAUGUCCUGAAAUGACCUUUUUACCAAAGUUAUUUUCCCUAAAAGGAAGCAAAUUGAUGUUCUGCAAUAUUUUGUCCAUCUUGUUGGUGAAAAGAAAAUGAGAUUUGUAAUCUAAAUUUAAGAUUAUAAGCCGUGUGUGGGCACACUGUGAUGAUAACAAAGAAUAAAUGAAUGGUUAAGAUCUUGAAGUGGUAGGGGGGGUGUAGAAUAAAAAAGACUGCAAGGCUCGUAGCUCAAAAGUCAAGGCCAGAAUCAAAAUGACAGUUUUACAUCAGAGCCAUCUUUCUUUGAACACACACUUGAGAACAAUUUAUCUCAUUCAUCUUAUGGGUAAAGAACCUUUGUUGAUACUCCUACAGAAUUGACUGAAAUUUAUCCAAGUCAAAAUGUUAACGCUGUUUAUUCAAUUGCAAAAUACUGGACUCGUCUGUUGAUGAUUUUACUGGUUGAAUGUUAAAAUCGCUGGCCUCGGGCCUGCUGUCCCCUGUACAUGCUAUCUCUUAAGUUUUAAUUGCAAUGCAGCU
This is a messenger RNA of Asterias rubens (European starfish), 7304 nucleotides long. RefSeq names its product sushi, von Willebrand factor type A, EGF and pentraxin domain-containing protein 1-like. Lineage: Eukaryota; Metazoa; Echinodermata; Asteroidea; Forcipulatida; Asteriidae. The transcript has 32 exons. Gene Ontology annotation, molecular function: Notch binding; calcium ion binding. The record is from RefSeq and is a predicted model, not a curated record. Gene Ontology annotation, biological process: Notch signaling pathway. Bases 166 to 6612 code for a protein of 2148 amino acids.